UUUGCGCUUUCUGGUAACACAAAUUUCAAGUUUCCACCUUUUUUCCACAGCCGCGAACGACCGAUGGAAAGUCCACCGUCUCCGCCUCUGCCUCUGCCACUGCCUCUACCGCCGCCAAUUGAGGCCGGCGUAGCCUCUACCGCGAACCCCAACUCUGGGGCCUCCAAUCUUACUGUCGAGAGACACACUGAACCAAACUCCGCAACGCAUGCCACGGUUAUCAAGAAAAAGAUGAAGAAUAAAAAGAAAAGGAAGGACGUACCAAAAUCCCACUCCGACGCUUCUUCUGAUCCACCUCAACAAUCGUUGAAUUCCAUUUCUUCUUCUUCUACGUCUAGUUCAUUUCAUCCAAGAUCGAAAGGUAUUCGUCUCUCAAGUAACCGCAGAAACCCUAGAGUUCUUAGCAGCCCCGUUUCGCAAAGACACGAAGGAACCGAAGCUGACGCGCUUGCUCUCCCUCUCGGAAUGUCGAUCGCUGCUUUUGUUGCUCAGGUGUUGGAAAAGAAAGAAGCAACUGGAGAAAAGAUGUCUAUAGAUCAUCUCUCCCAGUUUUGGCUUGAACAUCCUGCUGAGAGCUUUUUAGCUGUGGAUUAUAUAAGGUAUAUAUCUAUCUACUUGCAGAUAUGCACUUUGGCAGUUAAAGAAUCAUUGUCUCAUGUUUUUGGCAACAAAUUUGAUUACUUUGUAAGCAACUUCGAAAGAUCAUUUCAGAGCACCUUGAUGACACUCAGAGUAAUCAAUGAAACAUCAGAAAACAGUAAAACAUCAUAUCAACACGUGGAAGGGAGUUCAACCUAUGAUUUUCAUUUUGAUAUGAAAGAAAACACAUCCACAAGCCAAGAACAAGCCACCAUUGUUUCCGAAUACGAAGAAAACACACAUAGAGAUCAUGUUUCCAAUGAACUUGCAGUUCUUCAUGAUCCAAGAAUCGGUCAACAGUUGACUUUAAACACUCCAAAUCGACAUCACAUGCUUAGCACCUUUGAAAGGUCUUUAUCAGAACAAGUUCGUUCAAAUGAUCUCAAAGCAUUUGAACUCAGUCUCACUAUGCAAAAGAUGAAACUUAAAGAAGCACAAAUCGCAGUCAAUUGUGAUUCAAAUAUCUUAGAAAGGUUUAAGUUAUCAAUGGGCAUCUCAAAAGCCAACUUUAGAACCGAAAAAUUCAAAACCGAAUUAGAAGAUUCGAGACACACACAACUCCUUAAAAAAUGCGCCGAUUGUCUCGUUGCUGGUUUGCUCAUUAUGCUUGCUGGUCUUGCUUAUGGAACCUACAUUCAUUCCUAUGAAAAACUCAUUGAAGCCACAGAAACAUGCACUCCCAUCAAGGGUUCGAAUUCAUGGUGGAUUCCAAAGUCAAUGGCGACAUUUAGUUCGGGAUUCCAAACCCUAAGGUGUCAAGUUCAAGUUAUAGUCCGUUGGCUAUUUGGGCUUUUAAUGAUUGUUGCAAUCACAUAUGUACUCCUUCGAAGAUCCGGUUCCACAAAUCAAACAAUGCCGAUUACUUUUAUCCUUCUCUUACUCGGUGGUGUGUGUGGUGUCGCCGGAAAAUUUUGCAUCGACACAUUGGGUGGCAGUGGGUACCGGUGGUUGAUUUAUUGGGAGGUUCUUUGUUUGGUGCAUUUUUUCUCAAAUGUUUGUACUUCCAUGUUGUUUCGUAUUCUUCAUGGGCCUGUUGCUGUUACUGUGACUGAUGGGUCGAUUAGCAGUAAGUUAUGUCCAUACUGGUUUAGGCGAUUGGUGUUUUAUGCCGUGGUGUUGGUUUAUUUGCCUUUGGCUUGUGGGAUGAUUCCUUUUGCGGGGCCCGUUGAAUGGUUUCGACAUUUUGGGUUGAUUGUGAUGGGUCGGGUUGUGGGUCCAGAUGAAUGAUGUUUGUAAAAAUUGGAGAAGUAUGUAAAGGAGAAUGGGUACUUGUUCUAUUUAUGUUUUGUGAUCGGUUUUUUGAAUUUUGGUUGAGAAAUUGAUGUAAAUGUGGUUUGGAUUCACGAAGUGUGAGUUAUUAAAUCUAGUAAUACUAUG
Molecule: messenger RNA, 2016 nt
Organism: Lactuca virosa
Lineage: Eukaryota; Viridiplantae; Streptophyta; Magnoliopsida; Asterales; Asteraceae
Source: the annotation of a GenBank genome assembly